AUGCAGUCUUUCAACGUUACUUCGCCACAACAACAAAGAAACAAAGCGAAUGCACCACAACAAUCAAAAUGCAAGUUGAAAUUCGACUAUUCACCAAGUAAAGACGGCAUCGACUUCAAUCUACUUGUUCUCUUGCAUGGUCUCGGUGAUACCAAAGGACCCUUUGCAGCAUUGGGCACCAAGUUGCAACUACCACAGACUGCUACAAUGGCUGUACAAGCGCCCGAGCCAGUGCCGUAUAUGGAAGAAUGUUAUCAGUGGUAUCCAAGCUUUGAUUUCUUGACAGGCGAAUUAUUGACACCUGCUAGUCCUGAGCGUUUCAAGGGACUCACUCGAACACGGCAACAGCUGACAGAGUUACUCCAACAUCUUGUCGAUGAUUGUGGAUUUGAACCUUCAAGGAUAUUUUUGUUUGGCUUUUCGCAAGGCGGUACAGUUGCGUUGGAUCUUGCACUCUUUGGUCAAAUACGUAAUCUGGGAGGUGUUAUCAGCAUCAGUGGAUACCUAUUAGAGGAACAAGAGAAUGAAAAGAAGAUUGGCAAUGGAUAUGGAGGAUACAUUCUUGUGACGCAAGGAGAAAAGGACAGCACUAUAGGCCCACGAUCUCAAGCAGAGAAAAAGUUUUCUAUCAUCAAACGUAAAUGUUCACCAGAUGCCAUUGUUUCCCAAGUAUUCAUCUCCAACAAAGACCACACAAUGCCAAGUUCUGCUGCCGAGUGGCGCAUUAUCCAUACAUUCUUUGCCGAACGCAUGCCUAGACGUAAUCUCCAACUAGAAAACAUGUCUGAUGUUUAUCUUGUCAAUCCUUCUCGAUAA
This is a messenger RNA of Lichtheimia ornata, 816 nucleotides long. RefSeq lists its product as uncharacterized. Lineage: Eukaryota; Fungi; Mucoromycota; Mucoromycetes; Mucorales; Lichtheimiaceae. Gene Ontology annotation, cellular component: cytoplasm. Gene Ontology annotation, molecular function: palmitoyl-(protein) hydrolase activity; carboxylic ester hydrolase activity. Bases 1 to 816 code for a protein of 271 amino acids. The transcript has 4 exons. Gene Ontology annotation, biological process: protein depalmitoylation. The record is from RefSeq and is a predicted model, not a curated record.